Anneissia japonica is the source of this 1089-nucleotide messenger RNA. RefSeq names its product peroxisome biogenesis factor 10-like. Gene Ontology annotation, molecular function: zinc ion binding. Gene Ontology annotation, cellular component: peroxisomal membrane. The record is from RefSeq and is a predicted model, not a curated record. Gene Ontology annotation, biological process: protein import into peroxisome matrix. NCBI's taxonomy places the organism in Eukaryota, Metazoa, Echinodermata, Crinoidea, Comatulida, Comatulidae.
GAGCAAGGUCCUGGAUAUCAUGGAGGAAAGAACUUGAUAUUGUAGCUAACUUGGCCUAUUUCAGCAUCACAACUUUAUCAGGGUUGCAGACCUUAGGUGAAGAAUAUGUGAAUAUCGUCCAAGUCAAGAGCACAGCUCGUAAGGUGCCAUCCAUAAAUCAAAGAGUUGUGUUAGUGCUUUUGCACGCACUGGGUCCGUAUGUUACUGACAAAGUGUUGGCAUUGCUGGAAAGAAGAAUCCAGUCUGAAUGGGCAUCAUCUUAUUUAUCAGCUACAACCCGAAAAGUGUUGGAACAAUAUUUACCUGUACUUCGCUACCUCAUAAAAUACAUUCUUAGGGCACAUUUAGCAUUGUUUUAUCUACAAGGGACAUUUUACCACAUAGCGAAAAGGUUUACAGGUAUUAAGUAUGUUCUGAUCCGUCCAGGUCUUGGGUCCGAAUCACUAAAGCCAAGCUUUGUAUUCUUGGGAUACCUAGCCCUCGGCCAGCUGAUGCUUAGCAUUUUAAUGCAUGGCACAAGCAUUUGGAGGCAGCCAACCCCUUCAGAUGAUGCAGAGACCAAUAAACACACUAUAAGUGAAAGUAGCAGUGAUGCUAUCAGUAAAACGUCUCGCUGCUCACUUUGUCUGGAAGAGCGCCAACAUUCUACAGCAACGCCUUGUGGCCACCUAUUCUGCUGGAAGUGUAUUAUGGAGUGGUGUUCAACUAAGCCUGAGUGUCCUUUAUGCAGAGAUGAAGUUCAACAACAAAAUCUGGUUGCUUUAAAGAAUUAUUGCUGAGCUUACGAACGUAUGAUUGGUUAAAGACACAGUUUAAAUAUAUAUUUGAUUGGUUAAGGCUACACAAUUUGUAAAAUCUGAUUGGUUGAAGCUGCAUAACACUGCUUGGUAAAAUCUAAUUGGUUUAUCCUACUGUACAUGACACAUCUUUUGGAACUCUGAUUUGUCUAAGCUAGCAGGCACAACUUUAAUAUAAUUGGGUAAAUGGUAAGCAUAUUGGAUAUGUAAAAAUUAAUAUGUAUAGUUUUUGAGAUUGGUGUAUUGAAGAAAGCAACAUCCAUUUUGAAUAAAUAAGCAAAUUUAGAAAAUA